AUGGAGGACCAACAAACAGAACGCUCUCCUUUCGAUGGGCACACGUCCCUCUCCUCAGUCCGCAGGCCCGCCCGAGGCCAGGCCACGAGGCCACGCGGAGUUCUCAGGGGGCCAGGCCCGAGCAGGUCAAGGAGGAGGCAAGGAAGAGGUUCUUCUAGGCAAGCGUGGGGCUCGGACUCCGGAACAAAGCGCCGGCCCAGAAAGACACGCCGGCCCGGCGACGCACACUCACGGGGCUCCCGGCGCUACGCAAAAGCCCCGCAGCGCGCCGGCCCGCCACCCUUACGCCACUCGCUUGGCCCCAGAGCCUUCGCGAAUAUGGCUUUGCGCACUGCGGCGGGGCUGCGCCGCAACCUAGCUUGCCCGGUGGCUCCUCCCCGCCGGUCUGCGCGGAUUGAGGAGGCAGCUGCGGCGGCAGCUGCUGAGUUCUCGGUGAAGGUGAGUGGAGCCGCCGCCGCCGAGCGGAGCCCUCUAAGAUGGCCGCCGCCCCUGGCCGCUUCUUGUCGAGUGGCCGGCGUGCGGCUGAGUGGCGGGCUCGGCCGGGACCCUGACGCGGGGUGCGAGGACAGCGUGCGAGCGUGGCGGGCCUCGCGCCUCGGCGGGAGGGACGCGGCCAGCGGCAGGGCCCGGCCGUUGGCGCGGGACCAGCGAGGCGGACGAGUCCGGAGCCCGGCCUCCCGGUGGGGAGGAGGCUUUUCAUUUGUACCAUCCCCUCCCCUCCCCACCCCAUCCAUUAAUAUUAUUCUUUUGAAGAUUCUUCGUUGUCAAGCCGCCAAAGUGGAGAGUGCGAUUGCAGAAGGGGGUGCUUCUCGUUUCAGUGCUUCUUCGGGCGGAGGAGGAAGUAGGGGUGCACCUCAGCACUAUCCCAAGACUGCUGGCAACAGCGAGUUCCUGGGGAAAACCCCAGGGCAAAACGCUCAGAAAUGGAUUCCUGCACGAAGCACUAGACGAGAUGACAACUCCGCAGCAAACAACUCCGCAAAUGAAAAAGAACGACAUGAUGCGAUCUUCAGGAAAGUAAGAGGCAUACUAAAUAAGCUUACUCCUGAAAAGUUUGACAAGCUAUGCCUUGAGCUCCUCAAUGUGGGUGUAGAGUCUAAACUCAUCCUUAAAGGGGUCAUACUGCUGAUUGUGGACAAAGCCCUAGAAGAGCCAAAGUAUAGCUCGCUGUAUGCUCAGCUAUGUCUGCGAUUGGCAGAAGAUGCACCAAACUUUGAUGGCCCAGCAGCAGAGGGUCAACCAGGACAGAAGCAAAGCACAACAUUCAGACGCCUCUUGAUUUCCAAAUUGCAAGAUGAAUUUGAAAACCGAACCAGAAAUGUUGAUGUCUAUGAUAAGCGUGAAAAUCCCCUCCUUCCUGAGGAGGAGGAACAGAGAGCCAUUGCUAAGAUCAAGAUGUUGGGGAACAUCAAAUUCAUUGGAGAACUUGGCAAGCUUGAUCUUAUUCAUGAAUCUAUCCUUCAUAAGUGCAUCAAAACACUUUUGGAAAAGAAGAAGAGAGUCCAACUCAAAGAUAUGGGAGAGGAUUUGGAGUGCCUCUGUCAGAUAAUGAGGACAGUAGGACCUCGCUUAGACCAUGAACGAGCCAAGUCCUUAAUGGAUCAGUACUUUGCCAGAAUGUGUUCCUUAAUGUUAAGUAAGGAAUUGCCAGCAAGGAUUCGUUUCCUACUGCAGGAUACUGUAGAGUUGCGAGAACACCAUUGGGUUCCUCGCAAGGCUUUUCUUGACAAUGGACCAAAGACGAUCAAUCAAAUCCGUCAAGAUGCAGUAAAAGAUCUAGGAGUGUUUAUUCCUGCUCCUAUGGCUCAAGGGAGGAAUGACUUCUUCCUGGAGGGACCGUUCAUGCCGCCAAGGAUGAAAAUGGAUAGGGAUCCACUUGGAGGACUUGCUGAUAUGUUUGGACAAAUGCCAGGUAGUGGAAUUGGUACUGGUCCAGGAGUUAUCCAGGAUAGAUUUUCACCCACGAUGGGACGUCAUCGUUCAAAUCAGCUCUUCAAUGGCCAUGGGGGACACAUCAUGCCUCCCACACAGUCGCAAUUUGGAGAGAUGGGGGGCAAAUUUAUGAAAAGCCAGGGGCUAAGCCAGCUCUACCAUAACCAGAGUCAGGGACUCUUAUCCCAGCUGCAAGGACAGUCGAAGGAUAUGCCACCUCGGUUUUCUAAGAAAGGACAGCUUAAUGCAGAUGAGAUUAGUUUGAGGCCUGCUCAGUCGUUCCUAAUGAAUAAAAAUCAGGUGCCAAAGCUUCAGCCCCAGAUAACUAUGAUUCCUCCCAGUGCACAGCCACCACGCACUCAAACACCACCUCUGGGACAGACACCUCAGCUUGGUCUCAAAACUAAUCCACCACUUAUCCAGGAAAAACCUGCCAAGACUAGCAAAAAGCCACCACCAUCAAAGGAGGAACUACUUAAACUGACCGAAGCUGUUGUGACUGAAUAUCUGAACAGUGGAAAUGCAAACGAGGCCGUCAGUGGUGUGAGAGAAAUGAGAGCCCCGAAACACUUUCUUCCUGAGAUGUUAAGCAAAGUGAUCAUCCUGUCACUAGAUAGAAGUGAUGAAGAUAAAGAAAAAGCAAGCUCUUUGAUCAGUUUGCUCAAACAGGAAGGGAUAGCCACAAGUGACAACUUCAUGCAGGCUUUCCUGAACGUAUUGGAGCAGUGCCCCAAACUGGAGGUUGACAUCCCCUUGGUGAAAUCUUAUUUGGCACAGUUUGCAGCUCGUGCUAUAAUUUCUGAGUUGGUGAGCAUUUCAGAACUAGCUCAACCGCUGGAGAGUGGCACCCACUUCCCUCUCUUCUUACUUUGUCUUCAACAAUUAGCUAAAUUACAAGAUCGAGAAUGGUUAACUGAACUUUUUCAACAAAGCAAGGUCAAUAUGCAGAAAAUGCUGCCAGAGAUUGAUCAGAAUAAGGAUCGAAUGUUGGAGAUUUUGGAAGGAAAGGGACUAAGUUUCUUAUUCCCGCUCCUUAAAUUGGAGAAGGAGCUAUUGAAGCAAAUUAAGCUGGAUCCAUCCCCUCAAACUAUAUAUAAAUGGAUUAAAGAUAACAUCUCUCCCAAACUUCAUGUAGAUAAAGGAUUUGUGAACAUCUUAAUGACCAGCUUCUUACAGUACAUUUCUAGUGAAGUAAGCCCACCUAGCGAUGAAACAGAUUCUUCCUCUGCUCCUUCCAAAGAACAGUUAGAGCAAGAAAAACAACUGCUGCUCUCUUUCAAGCCAGUGAUGCAGAAAUUCCUUCAUGAUCAUGUAGAUCUCCAGGUCAGUGCCCUGUAUGCUCUGCAGGUGCACUGUUACAACAGCAGCUUCCCAAAAGGCAUGUUACUUCGAUUUUUUGUUCAUUUCUAUGACAUGGAAAUUAUUGAGGAGGAAGCUUUCUUGGCUUGGAAGGAAGACAUAACUCAAGAGUUUCCAGGAAAAGGCAAGGCUUUGUUCCAGGUAAAUCAGUGGCUAACCUGGCUAGAAACUGCUGAAGAAGAAGAAUCAGAGGAAGAAGCUGACUAAAGAACCAGCCAAAGCCUUAAAUUGUGCAAAACAUACUGUUGCUAUGAUGUAACUGCAUUUGACCUAACCACUGCGAAAAUUCAUUCCGCUGUAACGUUUUUUCACAAUAUUUAAAGCAGAAGCACGUCAGUAAGGUUUCCUUCUGCAUAAGGUUUUUGUAGUGUGAUGUCUUAAUCAUAGUCUACCAUCAAAUACUUUAGGAGUAUCCUUAAUGUUUAGAUAGAAUAUUAGCAGCAUGCAAUAAUUACAUCCUAAGUUCUCAAGCAGAGGCAGUCUAUUGCAAGGACCUUCUUUGCUGCCAGUUACCAUAGGCUGUUUUAAGUUAGAAAACUGAAUAGCAACACUGAAUACUGUAGAGAUGCACUUUGCUCAGUAAUACUUGAGUUGUUGCAAUAUUUGAUUAUCCAUUUGGUUGUUACAGAAAAAUUCUUAACUGUAAUUGAUGGUUGUUGCCGUAAUAGUAUAUUGCCUGUAUUUCUACCUCUAGUAAUGGGCUUUAUGUGCUAGAUUUUAAUAUCCUUGAGCCUGGGCAAGUGCACAAGUCUUUUUAAAAGAAACAUGGUUUACUUGCACAAAACUGAUCAGUUUUGAGAGAUCUUUAAUGCCCUUGAAGUGGUUUUUGUGGGUGUGAAACAAAUGGUGAGAAUUUGAAUUGGUCCCUCUUAUUAUAGUAUUGAAAUUAAGUCUACUUAAUUUAUCAAGUCAUGUUCAUGCCCUGAUUUUAUAUACUUGUAUCUAUCAAUAAACAUUGUGAUACUUGAUGUAGUUGUACAUGACUUCAAAUAGUACCUGCAAAGUUAUGGAGAAUUGUUCAUUUUGUUUUGAGGUAUGGACUUAUCUCAGUUUAAGAACUUGGGAAAUUUUUAGCUACGUAGUCUUCACACCAGUGCUAUUCAGUAGUGAUUCACCCUGUAAGCAUCAGUCGUUGUCAUAUUUUCAAGUAUUCAGUUUUUCACCCUAUGACUGUUUCCUGUCAGUCUAGUUCUAAUACAAACUGUCAACUUAGUCUGGAGCUGCCUUUACUGUUAUAGACUUUGUAUCAACUCUUCAGCUCUGCAUCCUCUUUGCUGAGGUACCUGCUUAGCCCUUAAUCUCCAUUUACUCUUCAAAACAAAACAACCAGAGCAAGAAAUGGAAAAAUAAAACUGCCGUGUCGUUUAGAACCCAGCAAAUGCUAGACUUUGUCAUCGUAAAAUUUGCUCCCUCUCACUGCUUUUGAUUCUGUCUAGCCCUUGCAAUAUGCAGUUCCUCUACCUGAAACAGUGCUCUCUCCUCUAGCUGUUAACCUUCAGAUGUUGGUGUAAUUAAUUUCACUCAAAGAUCUUGCCUUCUUCCUCUGCCAGGACAGUGAGGAGUUUGUGUCAGUCAAGGUUUUUUUUUUUUUUUUUUUUUUUUUUUUUUUUGAGAUGUUACUGGAAGGUCCACAGGGAACCCAGAGAACAGUAGACCACAGAAAUAGCCUGGCUGGGUCAAGUCCCACUGUGUCCCCGGCAUUCUCUGCCAAUAUCUGUUCUCAGGUGUCACCAGUUCCAAAAGCCUACAGUGGAAUUGAGUAGGGACAGAUAGACCCCUUGGUUUCCCCCAGCCAGAACCCUGGUCUGCUUUGGGGGCUCAUCAACUCUCAGUGGAGUAAAAGAAACUGGGAAGAGUUGCUUAAGUGGACAGACAAGGAUAAUUGUGGGAUUGAGGCUCAUCCCACAAUAGCCUAGCCUGUGGUCCACUACUCAUCCACCCCUUGGUGAAAGCUGAGCACCAAAGGGACAGUGUAGGUGCAUCUCAUCACUGCUAAAUGGGAUUUUGUGACCUUCAAUCUUAGUGAAUUUUGGGAAUUAGGAAUUACAGGGCAAUUCAGAAUUAGGUUUAGGAUCCAAAAUGUCCUGGAUAAAAGAUUGUCUUUGAACUAAAGAUUGAUUGACUGCAUGGUAACUGAGUUAGGGCUAACACACUAACUGAAAUGAUCUGUGUAUUGCCCACCCACUAGAAAAACUAGUAACAAAUAAAUGUUUGGAUAGUGA
Messenger RNA from Peromyscus californicus insignis, 5513 nucleotides. RefSeq names its product eukaryotic translation initiation factor 4 gamma 2 (gene Eif4g2). The record is from RefSeq and is a predicted model, not a curated record. Gene Ontology annotation, molecular function: translation initiation factor activity; protein binding; mRNA binding. Bases 1 to 3498 code for a protein of 1165 amino acids. The transcript has 24 exons. NCBI's taxonomy places the organism in Eukaryota, Metazoa, Chordata, Mammalia, Rodentia, Cricetidae. Gene Ontology annotation, cellular component: eukaryotic translation initiation factor 4F complex.